Molecule: messenger RNA, 480 nt
Organism: Fraxinus pennsylvanica
Lineage: Eukaryota; Viridiplantae; Streptophyta; Magnoliopsida; Lamiales; Oleaceae
Source: the annotation of a GenBank genome assembly
AUGGCAUUAUCUGCAGCUUUCUCACAUAGCUCCUUCUCAUGCCUAUCAACAUUCUCAAAAGACCCUAGAAAAAUCCCAACUGGGCACUUAAGAUUAAUAAGAGCUGUAAAAUCCUCUGAACCACAGAAUGAGAAGAUUGCCCAGACUGAAGCAAAAGAGAGUUCAUCAUCCAAUGCAAAACCCACUACUACAGCACCUCCCAAGCCCAAAAAACCUGUUUAUUCUAUGAAAAAGGGCCAGAUUGUGAGAGUGGACAAAGACAAAUAUCUCAACAGUGUAAAUUAUUUAUCCGUGGGGCAUCCUCCUUAUUACAAAGGCCUGGACUACAUAUAUGAAGACCGUGGAGAGGUGCUGGAUUUGCGUUUCUUCGAGACAGGAGAAUAUGCACUUAUUGCAUGGGUAGGAAUACCAACUGCACCAGCUUGGCUUCCCACAGAAAUGCUCAUCCAGUCAGAUAAGCUCAAUUAUGAGAGAAUGUAG